AUGACGACAACAGCAACCCCCACCUUCGCCAUCCCAGGCCAACUCCUUGGCCCCGCGUCACGCUACCAGCCCGGCCCGGGAACGCACUUGCACGAGUUCAACUUGUACGCCUCCCUCCUGGGUCAAGUCCAGAUCACGCAGCCCGCGCGCGCCCCGGGCCCCGCCAAGCGGCUCACCAAGAUCACGCCCGCCCCGGCGCCCGCCGAACUGCCCACCAUAUCCGUCAUGCCAACACAAUUAGCUUCAGCUGCUUUGAAAAAGAGGGAGGUGCUUCCCCAGGUGGGCAACGUGGUGCUGUGCCGGGUGAUUCGCAUCACGCCGCGGCAGGCCGUGGUUGCAAUUCUCGUGUGCGGGGACACGGUGCUCGAGGCCGAGUGGCAGGGGUUGAUCCGGGUGCAGGACGUACGGGCGACGGAGAAGGAUCGGGUCAAGAUUUAUGAGAGCUUUCGGCCGGGCGAUAUUGUCAGGGCUGAGGUGAUCUCGCUUGGUGACCAGGUAAAUUAUUACUUGUCGACGACGAGGAAUGAGCUGGGUGUUAUCUCGGCUGUGAGCGAGGCCGGAAAUACGAUGGUGCCUAUUAGCUGGAAGGAGCUGAUGGAUCCCAAGACGGGGUUGAUGGAGCUAAGGAAGGUUGCGCAGCCACAGUAA
Molecule: messenger RNA, 648 nt
Organism: Parathielavia appendiculata
Lineage: Eukaryota; Fungi; Ascomycota; Sordariomycetes; Sordariales; Chaetomiaceae
Product: putative exosome 3
Exons: 3
Coding region: 1-648 (215 amino acids)
Biological process (GO): RNA processing
Cellular component (GO): cytoplasm; nuclear exosome (RNase complex)
Molecular function (GO): RNA binding
Source: RefSeq, a predicted model, not a curated record